This is a messenger RNA of Ornithorhynchus anatinus (platypus), 2979 nucleotides long. RefSeq names its product shugoshin 2 (gene SGO2). The record is from RefSeq and is a predicted model, not a curated record. Gene Ontology annotation, cellular component: chromosome, centromeric region. The coding region runs from base 170 to 2659 and encodes 829 amino acids. NCBI's taxonomy places the organism in Eukaryota, Metazoa, Chordata, Mammalia, Monotremata, Ornithorhynchidae. The transcript has 9 exons.
CGCCCGGCUUCGGGGAGGGCGGCGGCUUCCGCUCGUUGGUCUUGGCGGGGAGCGCGCUAACGGCCGCCGGGUUUGAACGAGGAGGCGGGCGGAAGGACGGACGGAGGGACGGACGGACGGCGGGACCUGGAUCCCCCGACCAGAAGCAGCAGCCCGCACUUCCUCCAAGAUGGAAGAUCCCGGAAUGAGCGACGCGCCCUCCUUUUUCUCCCAGGAAGGCGUUAGAAGAUAUAAAAGGGACAAGAAAGUUUCUAAAGCUGCCAAACUCAAUGUUUCUCUUGCGUCAAAGAUCAAAUCCAAAAUCAUAAAUAAUUCGUCUAUUAUCAAGAUUUCUUUAAAACACAACAAUCGGGCGUUGGCCCUUGCCCUCAGUUUGGAGAGAGAGAACUCUCGGAGGCUGACGACGGAAAAAAUGUUACUGCACAAGGAAGUGGAGAAGUUGAACUUUCAGAACGCCUUUCUCCGCCAAAAACUCAAUCUUCUGAAUAAGACCCUCAUAGAUAUAGAAGUUUUCAUGAGCGGUAACUUGUUAAGCGCCAUUGAAAUGAGCAACCCUUUUGAGGACCGUCACAGCCCCUUCGUCUUACCGGACGAGGCGAAGAAGGGUGAGGACGGUCACCCCGCCGCGGCCCCGUUUUCGCCGAGGCCCGCCCCGCUGCCCAUGAGGGUCCCGCUGACCGUGGACGACGAAGAGGAGGAGGAGGAGGAGGAAGAGCCGUCGGACGACGACCUGCCGCCGGCCGAGCCGCCCCGCCGGGAGAGGAGGAGGAAGCGGGGGUCCGGGCGGCCGGAGGGAGGAGAGGCGGGCCUCCGGGCCUCGGCCGUCCCUUUCCCAGCGAGCCGGUCUCCCUCCGGACGGGGGGCCCCGAGCCGCCUCGAUGGUGAGCGGGACCACCGUCCGAGCGCCGAGCGAGGGAAGGAGCACGGGCCUCGCGGCCAGCGCCCGUCCGGGCACGUGACCGAAAGGAAAAAGCGGGUGACGUCGGCGGGCUCGGGCCCCCCUCCCGGCACGCCGCCCCUCGCGGCUCCGGCCCCGAGCCCGGAAUCCAUUCGGGCGGGCGCCGGAGCCGAGCCCGACGGGACGCGGGGCCCGGGCCCGCCUCGCCCGGGCGGGGACCCCCCGGCCGUCGCCCCCGGAAGGGAGUCGCCGGACGGGGCGGGCGGCAGGAGCCCCGGAAGCCGCGAGGCCGGAGCGGCCCGGACGGAGGGCUUCCCGGGGUGGCCCGGCCCGCGGGCGACCGGGCGGAGGGCCGGGAGCCGACCCGGCCCCGUCUCGGACGACGGAGGCGCCGGCGGGGACGCGGAGCCGGGCGGGCGGCUCCCGUCGGGCGAGACGCCGCCCCGGAGAGUCCCGGGUGGCGGCUCCCCUGGGCCCCGCCGCGCCGGAGGGGACGGCUCGAGGAGAACGUACGUGGUGAGCGGGAGAGAGGGAGCCCCGGGUCUCCUCCCCGAACCGAGCGGGGGGCCUCGCCCCGAGGUCACCGAGCGCGCCACGGGGCAGGGCUCCCAACCCCGCGGGAGAAGCGCCGUCCGCAGGAGAACCUACGUGGUGGAGAAGCCGGCCGGACCCGUUCCCGAGGCCCGGGCGGGCCCGGGGACCGGACCGCCGAGGCCCGCGCUUAGCGGAGAAGGGAGGACCGGACCAUCCAAGGGCGGGAGGGCUCGGCCGGGAGCCGCCGGGAAGCCGGUCGGACCCAGAGGGAGCCGGAAGACCCCCGCGUCGCCCUCCGGAACGGAGGCCCUCUGGGACGACGGCGUCGGGGAGCCGGGCGGCCCGGGAGGCCUCCCCCGAGGUCCCGGGGGAGAGGACGGGAGCUCUCGGCCCCGGGCGGAAGCCGUCCCCAGCCACGUGGGAGCCUCCGGCCUCGAUGCCUGCCGGAAGGGACCCGCUCCGAGGAGGAAGAGGCCGGAGGGGGCCGGCCCGGGAGCGGCCGGAGAGAGGCCGGGCUCCGGCGGCGGAGCCGGGAGGGGCGGCCGGGCCGAGUCCCAGAGCGGGAAGACGUACGUCGUCGUCGUCGCCCGUCCCGGGGGCCCGUCGGGGGCCGGGGGCGGCGGACCGGACCCCGCGGCGGGGUGGGGCCGUCCGGCCGGGUGGCAGCUCGGGGAGGUCGCCGAGACCGUCAAGGUGGAGCCGGUGGGCUUCCCGGACGAGGCGGGGACGGUGGACGACGAGUCGGGUUUUGAGCCGCCCCCGACGUUUUCCCGCAAGAUCCCGCCGCCGGCCGGCCCGCGCCCGGGCGCUUCCGGCGCCGCCGGCCGAGAAGCGCCCACGGGCUCUGCCCCGGCGAAGCCGCCGGGCCUCAGGGCGACGGACGUCGAGCUCUCCCCGAGGAAGCGCCGAGGGACGAUGGCGGAGCCGAUUGUGAAAGCCGAACCGGUGACGCCGAUUCCCGGGAGCCACGCGCUGCAGGAUUUGACCAACACCAGCUUCGUUCCCCACCCCGUCUCGCCGACUUCCCCGAGAGGAUCGGACGCCGACCCCUCUCCGCUGCUCACCAGGCGGAAGCGACCGGCCGUGUGCUACACGGAGCCGAAACUCACCGGGAAGCUAAGGCGGGGAGACGACUUCACGGACUCUAUGUUCUUGCAUUCCCCCAUCUUCAAAUCCAAGAAGUCAAAGCACAAAAACACGAAGAAGCAGAAGGAAUUGAAAUCUUGAAUGGAUCGAACAAAGAAGAAAAGCUCAAAGAAUUAUAUUUAUAUUUCACUUACCUGGGGGGGGGGGGGGGGGGCGGAUGAGGUCAGAUCCCUCCCCUCCCUCAUUCUAGAGCCUAAUCUUGUGUCAAGUAGCUGUUUACAAAUAUUUAGGCUUUUUUUUUUUCCCCUUGUGAUUUAUGUCCUCACCCCCACUGCCCUUUGCACGAUAUACGUCAGCUGACUUCCCCACUGCGCUUCGCGUGAUAUACGUCAGCCGAUUUAAGACAACGUGAAAACCGUUUCCCGAUUUUCUGCUGAAUAAAGUCAUUUUUUAGCUUUGAA